Molecule: messenger RNA, 1328 nt
Organism: Cladophialophora immunda
Lineage: Eukaryota; Fungi; Ascomycota; Eurotiomycetes; Chaetothyriales; Herpotrichiellaceae
Exons: 2
Coding region: 182-844 (220 amino acids)
Source: RefSeq, a predicted model, not a curated record
GAUAAAUACACACCAUACAGGUAGGAGAAGGGAUGAUGGUCGUGCAGAGAGGCGCUCUGAUAGGUGCGGUAUGGUAUACCCAGGGUUCGAAGAUGUUGACACGCGGACAGGCAAGAAGACUUGGGAUGGACACCCUCCCAAACCCUUCGACAUCAAGUCGCAACGAACGCCAUGACCGAGUAUGUUGAUUUGGACGAGGUAUUUCAUUUGCAAUGGCAUUCUCAAGACACCUCACAUGUUCAUUCACAACCCCCUGGCACCGCCACGCCCUGCGGAGAGGCUUCGACCCCUUCCCCCCUCUUUCCCGAGCCUCUCCCUCGCAAGCGAGCCCACGAAACCGCCGAGGCAUCGAGUCAAUGCCCCCCUGCCUAUCGAGAGAACUGGUCCAUUGUUGGAAGAGGAGGAUUCGGACCCGGACGAGCCGGAUGAUGGAGACAGAUUCCACUAUUCGAUCGAGAGGAAGGUGAGACUGAACGGCAAGGCCGAUGCUAACCAGUCCGACCCCAACGUGGUCGUUUCUUUCGACUGGAGGCUAGUCUUGCAUGACCGGCUUGAGCAAGUCGUCCGGCGGCGGUUCGCGAAGAAUCGACGACGACGGCACGAGCACACCGCGGUGGUGGUCUCCGUCACGGAGCGUUCGCAGCGAGACCUCUCCAAAGAAUACGAGGGCACUGAGAUGGACUGGGCCGUGGCGAAUAAGCAACUACUUGAUGGGAGUUCACAUUUUCAGAGGGGCAAGAAACUCCGGGUCAACCUCUCGUUCCAUUUUCUGCGCAGUCGGCAGGCCGGUCAGCCAGAAGAGGCGAGAAGAAGGAACGCAAAUCAGCCAGUAGUGGCGUGCUAGCGUAGCGGGACCGAGAGAUCGCGGCCGCAGAAGAAGAAACGGGAGGGCCGCCCAUCUAGCCCGACGGGUAUGCAUUCAUGCGCUGUCCGACGUUCUGUGAGUCGGGCCGGUACUGUUGGCUUGACUCGGAAGGGAACCACCACCGAAUGAAGCCGGAGAAUUUCAAGCGACUCGAAGAGCACGUCACCCGACACGGACUGCUGUCCACGCACAGCGACAUGCCUUUGGACCUCCAACGACAAUUAGUUGCCGAUCGGCAGGGACACGACGCACGAGGAAAGAAGCAGAUGUCAAACUCUGAGCGAAUUUUCGUUGUAUCGAUUAAGGAAAUGACGAAGCCAAUCGUCUCUGCCAGCUUUUCCAGCAGGAUAAGAUAGAAAGAAUCUCGGGAACCAGGAUUACAGUAUCUGGCUCCACCCAAAACGAAAUUAUAAGUCUUCAAAAUCGCGUCGCGAUCGAAGCCAGAAUCUGCAAGCCGAUGCUC